Molecule: messenger RNA, 15754 nt
Organism: Haliotis rubra (blacklip abalone)
Lineage: Eukaryota; Metazoa; Mollusca; Gastropoda; Lepetellida; Haliotidae
Exons: 52
Coding region: 58-15432 (5124 amino acids)
Biological process (GO): lipid transport
Molecular function (GO): lipid carrier activity; protein binding
Source: RefSeq, a predicted model, not a curated record
UGAGUCCCCACAUUGCACUUCUGAGCUGCAGACAUGUAAGACACCGAAGACAGCAGAAUGGUCAGCUCGGACUUGUGUUUUGUUCUGCUUGUGUUGGUGUCCUGUGCUACAGGUGCGCCGUUUGAAGAUGGACACCGACAUUACUUUACCUACUCCUCCAAGUCUCAAGUUCUUGGUCUGCACAACUUGUCCACGAUCAUUAAGUUCCACGUGACUCCCGUGAACCAAUCAGAAGAUAGCAGCAUGAACCUCCUGAUGAUUGACAGCUUCGUACAACAUUCCGACAGAGGAUAUGUGGACAACAACCCUAAACACUGGGACUUGACACGGAACUUCCUGUUCCACGUGGGCGGGGAUGGAGCAGUGACACAGAUCUUCCACCAUCCGGAGGAGGAGGACGAGGUGGUGACCUUGAAGAAACUACUAGCCGGAACUCUCUCCAUGUACAAGAAGCAUUCCCUGAAGACGACGUGGACUUACAGCGACUGGGAGACAGAUCAACACGGGAGGCUACUGCACUCGUAUUCCGCCAAACGGUUACCAACCGGAAGUAUGGUGAGCAGACGACACGAAAGCACGGCCGAAACCCAUAGACAGCACGAAAAGACGAUUGAAUAUGACCGGAAAGGCCGCAUCCAGCAUGUGAAGUGUACGGACACCAUCACCCUCAGAGACGAACCUGCCCCAUCCCAAAGCUCUGAACAAAAGGGGGAAGUCAUCAUAGUUUCACCAGACACUGAAUUCCCUUCCCUGUCUUCUACCGCCAACAGUGUAGUAAAGCUUACAGCUCGCAGGCGAGUGGCUCCAGCAAGUGGAAUACUGAUGUCUGAGUUCAAGGUGGACACACCCCAAGUUAAGCUGCCAGUACCAAAGGAGCAAGCACUGGAGGAAGUAAAGACACAGUUUCACGAUCUGCUGGACUGCAUACAGUCAUACGAUGACAAAUUCGCAGCUAACAGGACUGUGUGCGUCCAAGACCUCAUGCGUCUCUUCAGCAACCUGACUCAGACGGACAGAGUCGCCCUCGGCCACCAGUACCUUGCCAAGUGUACCACUAACGACACUGUGUGUAGAGAUGAGAGGUACCUGUUCUUGGACAUCCUGUGCCGGAGAGGUGACGAGGACUCGCAGAAUCUGGUGUUGCAGUAUGUCCUGAACGACAGGAACGCCACAGAGGAAGACCUCAGACGCCCUCUGUUCCACUACGUCGCUCUCAAGGAACCAAUCCCGGAAACAAUCAAAUCUGUUGAACAACUAUGCUUUGUUGGCAACUAUGAGCACAUUCCGACACUUGAAAUGACCUUGACCCAGAAGCGAGCCUGUCUGACAUUGGGGGCUCUCGCCAGAUCCCUGGCUGACAUAGGUAACAGCGCAGCUGCAGAGGAUGUCCUGAACAAGCUUGAGAACAAAUUGGGUUUUUACAAUAACACUCUCUCCUCCCCUAUACUGGAGCGCAAGAAGCGAUCAAUCCACGACUUUGACCAUGAGCAACAUCACCAUAUCGUGUCCAAAAUGGUUCUUCUACACAGUCUUGGGAAUGCCGGAAUGCCAAGAUCUUUACGUCAUAUCCGGUCCUAUCUUCAACCCAACGUGGGGUCCUCAACAUGGCGGAGGGCAGCAGCCAAUAGUCUCCGCCAGUACACAUGUAAUGAGAGUGCACUGGCGCUGUUUGAUGUCCUCGCCCACGAAGAGAAUGAGAAGGUCCACAAGGAGGCGAGAGAAGUGUACCUGAAACAUCCACAGCGACAGGGCUUGAUCCGAGACAAGGAGAACCUUCUUCUGAGUCGCGACUACACGUUCCACUCCUUGUCCCGUGUUCGCCGCGAGAUCUUCCACAUCGACUUCAGCGACGGUAUUCGUCUCACCAUUAAAGUGCCUGGCUUCCAGUAUGACAAGACCUUUGGGACCAACAAAAUAGGCGCAAGUCUUGGCCUUCGCAUGAUCAACAUGCUGGACCUAAAGCUCCAUCCACUGCACAGUUUCUUCAAGAUAGACGUGGACAAUGCAGCGUGGGUGACAGCGAACAUCGGCAUUAUUGGCAAACACGUGGACAUCAUCAGGGCGUCGCUCUGUUAUGCUGGACACAUUAACUACGACCUCAACAUCUUAAAGGAUUACGACAUCAACCACUUCAAGGACCUCCUUCAGAAGCUGGACGACAUAUUCCACUCUAUAGUAGAUGGCAUCAAGGACGCAAUCGACAUGUUCAAGAAGAUCACUCGGCCAGGCUAUAUUAAAGACAUGCUUACGGAGAUCAUCAACUUCGUGAAGGGUCUUCCAGACCUGGUUGUCCAGUUUGUGGACGACUUUGUGAUCCUUGUGAAGAAGGUGAUCAGAUACCAUACUGAUCCCAUCAUGGAAAGGGUGAAACAGAUCGCGCAGAGGGUCAAGGCUUUUGCUGAAGAGAUCAAACAAGACGCACUGGAGUUCUACCACAGUAUAGCUGACGCCGUGGUGAUAACGCUGCCCGAAGUGGGCAAGAUGCUGAAAGAAACUGGUGAUGACAUCAUUGCAGUUUUCAAGGACUUCUUCAAAAGUCCAGCACAAUCCUUCUCCAAACUUGGCAUAGGUGUUAUGAGGGUUCGUCUUGCUGUGACCAUGGUGAUAGAUGCCAAGAAUAGGAUAGUCGAUGCCUGUGCAUUCAUGAAAGGAACAAGUCCAUUCUGGAUGCAUGUCGAUGAAGAGGUCACUGGAAUAACAGAUGACAUCAAAGACUUGGUUGACAUGGUGGAGGACAAGGUGAACAUGACAAUUCACCCCAAGCUGUCAGGACCCGAUGGCAUUAUGGGGCCUUACUCGAUGAAGGUAUGGUUUCACAACGAAUCGCAUGUGCUGCUAUCCAGCGUCACAGAGAGGCUAUCCAAAGUGCGGACCAUGGCAGAUCCGUUCUUCAAGGCGUACGCGGACGUCAUGACUGUCGUCAAGGGAGUGAAGGAAGCAUACGAAACCGUGAAACAAGUGACCAGCGUAGGAAAGUCAUUGGUUCAGAAGAUAUUUGGAAGCAAGUUCCACCGCAAGUUUCCAGCUGAGAGAGACUCCGGAUCCUGUACAGAGGCUGUGUGGCCAUCCACAGGCGGAAACAAGUAUCACACUAUCGGCGUUGAUGUCAGUGCUAGAAGAGGACUGGCUAUCGUUAACCCUGUAGCAGGCCUUGUCAAUGCAACAGGACGUGAUGAAAUCACUAUAACACCGACAGAUGACAACUUCAUUGAAUACCAGAUCGUCAUCAACAACGUCGUUCCAAGCAACUACAUCAAAGAUUCAAGUGUCGUCAUGGACGCCGGGGAGAUCAUCGGCACUGCUGGAGAUACCAGAUGCGUUCCCAACUUCAUUCACGUAGCUCUUCGUGUCACAGAAACCGGAGAAUACGCUGAUCCAUCUAAGUACCUCGACAGACUUCUACCCAUACCACACUGGGAACAAGAAUGUAACGAACACAUAUUUAAGUACGUAGGCAAGACGUAUGAAGCCGACGGGAUUACACAUGAACCGCCCAAAGAAACGGAGGACCCGUACAUGGGUGCACAUUUCACCAAGAUGACUGCUGCAGCUAAUGUCCAACCCGACACAACCCCUCCUUUCAAACCUGCUGGAGUGGAUCACCCAAAUGCCAGGGCUCUCGCACCCUCCUUCUCCAAGCUCGUGUCGCCACUGAAGAACUUUGGUCUUAUGUUGAAGGCAAUCAAGAUACCCAGUAUUGAGUCUGUCUUCAACAUCAACACAAUGUCGGUCUCCAAGCUGAAAGAUAUAUUGAAGGCUAGGUCAGACAUUGUUAAGGGUAUCGACGAAUUCGUGUCCGAUGUCGCCCAAUGUCUUAAAUCCAAACCCGUCGAGGAACCGAUGUCCUUCUCAACAUUCAAGAUGCAUAUGCUUCUGUCCCUGAACAAAAUACCUGUAGUUGGAGACAAGAUUGAAAUGUUGGAAUCUCUGAUAACCAACGGCAUGGAUGAUUGUCCAAACUUGAAGGCGGGCAUGUCCUUUGCCUUCGGGCACCUGUGUACCCCAGACCCCGACUGCCACGGCAUGACAUGUGGCGUGAUGUUCCCAUACUCUCACUACGUGAAGUCUGUCAAGGUGCACAUCAGAACAUGUGGCUCUACCUUAAACCUGACAGCCCCUGGGAUGAAGCACGUCCAGGAUACCCAUGGUGGCGUUGAGAUCCACGUGCCUCUGCUUGACGACGUUGUGGAAGGGAUGCACAUUGUUUUCCAACUGAGUACAGUUCAAGAUGGGAAGGACCUGAUCGCGAACCUCACGGGCAGUCUCUGCUCAACAGAGUUUGGUUCCUGUUUGCCUGCUGUCGGCAUCAUAAGAGGCGCAAAGUUCCGCAACCCCAUGUGCACUGCAGUCAAACUAAAUACCAGCCUGGAGUUCCAAAUCGAGUCCAUGCCAAUCCGAAUGUGGAUGUCAAAGAUGUCGCAGUGUCAUCUGGAUAUUCCCAAAGCAGUUGGACUGCUGAACGAUAUCAGAGGAGGCAUCCUUCACGAGCUAUUUGACACAAAGAAGACGGUGAUGGAAGUACUGCAGCAGGAGUUCAAGGCCAAGAAAGACAGCUGUACUCAUAAAGUUAUUCCAGUGAAAUCUAUCGAUAUGACCUUCUUUGCUAUACGCUACCGAUUUAUGGUUGGGCCAAUUCCAAUGAACUUAGGAUUUGGAGCUGGUGGCUCAGUUGGAGUUGAGAUUGCACUUGGUGCUUGUUUCAUGAGCAUGAGCCUUGAGGCCACGGUUACACCCAGUGCUUCCCUGAAUGUAUGGGGCAGUCUUGGGGUGGACAUAGGAUUCGCUUAUGGAGGAAUUAAACUGACAGGGUACAUCAUGCAAACCAAGUUUCCAGUGACCGGCGGCCUAAGAUUUUCGAAGUUCCCCUUGGAUGUGACCGCAAAGAUGGACAUGGAGAUGGUGCCACUCACACUGGUACUGUCGGCAUAUGCAAAAGUCAGACUGAUUUUUAAAACUGUGACAGUAUAUAGAGGGAAUAUAUGGCACUAUUCAACGCCAACAAUAAGGAGGAAUAUUUUCACACAUCCGUACAAAGGCACUGACUCUUCACCACCAACGUUUUCCAAGAAUGCUGUUGGAACCAGGAACAGGAGAUCCACUGGUUCUGGAGGAUGCGAGGUGAGGCAGCUGAAAGGACGGUCUCCAUCUGACACAGCAUUUCUUCUGAAAGUUACGACCUAUGACGACGUGAGCGAUGUCAAGGUGGAUUAUGCCAUAGGAACAUACUCGGGUGGAACCAAUGUUGUUGAGUGGACUGAAAUGUCCGGAAACACACUUACAAUGCCUGCAAAACUCACAUACGGCAUUCCUCUUUAUUGGACAGUAAGGGCAAGGAAUAGUGAGGGUGGCGAGGCUUUGACACAGUGCAUGCUGCACACAUACGAUGACAGUCCUCCAGAUGGUAGAGUUGAUGAAGAUUUCAGGAUAUCAAGUAAUCCAUUUGAACUUGGAGGCACGGUUGUAGUGCUGGAUGACAGCAUAGUCGAUCCUCAACAGGAAAUAGCUCUUGGAUUCGGCCCUGGAGCGCAGGGUUAUGAGGUCAUAUCCUGGGAGCCAGUGUCUCUAGAGAGAACAACCAUGAGAUCAGGGGAACCAACGGAUCUGAAGUAUUUCUCUCUGCCAAAUACUGGAAGUUUGACUGCUAAACCAAUGAAGAGCCUCACGACACGAUUUGACUAUGAGUGUGCGAAACAGUGCAUUGCUUUUGGCCAGAAUUGUGUUUCAUUUGACUUUGAAUACAAUUUGCAAACCUGUGAUCUUCAUUCUGUUAGUGAAGGCCCCAGUGCAGCACUCCGGCUAAAUGGCAAUUACAAGUCCUUUGAGAGACUCGGCGUAGGUCAGAAUCAUUACAAGAUCUUCAAAAACCUUAACCUUACACACAAGGAGACAUAUUUCAUGAACACCCAUGUUACCAAUGAACUUGGGUAUGAGAGCCACCUGUCCUCGCACGGAACAUUAAUAGAUCUGACGCCUCCAAGUCCUGGACCAGUCGGGAACUUCACGAAGGAUGAAUUCACGUUUGAUAGCUGCUCGGCAUCUAUCCUCCAGCGCUGUAAGGAUAUCUCGAAACUUCCUAACCACAGGAAAAUAAUCGAUGGAGCUGAUGGCGAGACUGUCUUCAAUGGCCACAAACGUCUGUUUGAUGAAAAGUACACCCUCUCUAAUAAUCUCAUUGGAGGAAACUGGGAUGGCUUUCAUGACAACGAGACUGGCAUCUAUGGUUACACUUGGGCAGCCGGUACAUCUGUGUGUGCAAACAACGUGGUUGACUACAACGACCCUCAUGCUAAAAUACCCAACAGAAAUGAGUGGACCUACAGCGGGUUGACCUCAGACCUUCACCUCUCAGAUGGGCCUCAUUACAUCACAGUUCAAGCUGUCAACAACAUCAUACAUGGAGGUGCCCUUGUCACAACAGUGUGCCACUCAACACCCCUCAUUGUAGACACGACGCCCCCUAUCUUCAAUGGCAUAGAUGACGUCUUCUUUGAUGGCGAUUUUGAGCUCCUGGGACUGUACUUCAAUGGAUCUGAUCCUCUCUCUAAAAUUGCCCACGUCCACGUUGGCCUUGGGUUAACCCAAAAUGAUGUCACCUUGCGCCCCUAUGAAGAAUAUAAAAGCUAUACUAACCCGAAACAAUAUGUGCUGGUGGAUGAUUUUGUCCUGAAACCCGGAGUUGCUGCCUGGCCAAGAAUCCGACUUACCAACAACGUGGGUCUUUCAACAAGUGGCCAUGCCAACGAACCCAUUGUCAUUGACAACACGCCUCCAGUAGCUGGCCUAAUCAGCGAUGGGGCAAUUGUAGGCACAGAUAUGGACUACCAGGCACAGGCUAAUACCAUUUGCGCACAGUGGAAAGAUUUCUUCGACCCGGAGUCGGGCAUUAAGACGUACAUGUGGGGCGUUGGCACCAAACCUGGCAGAGACGACGUUGUCAAGUUCAAAGAUGAGGACCGGAUAAUCCAUGAUGAUUGCGCCAAAGUUUCCCUGACUCACAACACGACCUAUUACUCAUCCAUCAUCGCAUUUAAUGGAGCCUUGAACAUGAUGAGAGUCAACACUACUUCUAAUGGAGUCCUGGUGGACCUCACGGACCCAGUAAAGGGAUGGAUCAAAGAUGGGGACAAUGAAACACUUGAUGUCACUUACACCUCAGAACCAGCGCUGAUUCAGGCAGUUUGGGGAGGUUUCUCUGAUCCUGAGAGUGGGAUUGUCAAGUAUGAAGUGGACAUAUAUAUCAACAAUCAGCACAGGAAAAUUAACACAAUCGUACCAAGACAGGAUGAACAGUUACACUACAUGAACGAGAAAACACUGGAACUGAAGCAAGGUGAUAACGUGUACACAAAUGUCAGAGGCUUCAAUGGAGCGGGAAAGAGUGUGGAAGUCUCAACCAAUGGCUUCACAGUGGAUCUGACACCACCAGUAGCUUACUUUGUCCACGACAGUGAUGGGCAAGGAGGGUACCAGUUGGAUAAGACAGGACUUCAUCUGUCAUGGAAGUUUGAAGACACUGAAUCUGGUAUCGAGAAGUAUAUGAUUUCAGUGUCUCAGGAGGUAAAUGGCAUGAAGAAGACAAUAUGGCCCUCGCCAUAUGACCCUCAGGAGGCAAAGGACUUUCCCCCAACACAGACGUCGUACCAUGUACCUCUUGCUCUUCACGAUGGUACACGCUACAUUGCCAGGGUUAUAGCGGUCAAUAAUGCCGGAUUGUCCAAGACAGUUGAUUCACCUGGCAUUCUCAUCGACUCAACUCCGCCAAAAAUACAACAGAUUCACCUUGGACCAAUGAAAGAAGAUGAGGAAAUUGAAAAUCAAGCACUUAUCCACACUGACAAUUCCAAAAUGACCAUCUCUUGGAGAGCAAUUGAUCCUGAAAGUGGCAUCAGUGAAGCGUAUGUUGCUCUGGGUACCUCCGAACAUGACCAAUCCAUAACCAAAGGGUUCCUCACUUUCAAACAUACAAGUGAAGUCACACUGAAACAUCUGAACCUUGUUGAUUUUAAGACCAGUGGAAAAUAUUACUACUUCCAGAUCAAAGUAAAGAAUGGUGCAGGCAUGGAAUCACCCGUUAGUGUUUCCAUGCGUAUAAAUGUCCUACCUGGAAAUGUCCCUGGUAUUAUCUAUGAUGGGAGGAAACGUUUCAUUGAUGCAGAUUUCCUCCAUGAUAAAUCAACCUUUGCAAUGUCUUUUGCUGGCUUCCAAAGUAUUGCUUUUGGUAUUGUGGCCUAUGAGUGGGGUAUUGGGACUGAGCCUUUUGUCACAGACAUUGUGCCUUUCACGAGCUUUGGGAUUGUCAAGACAAAUGAAUCAUCAGGCUUUGGACAAAUCGACAUCCAGCUGUUUGAAGGUGUAAAGUAUUUCACGACAGUCAGAGCAAGAACUGGACAUGGUGGUCAUGAAGAACACAUUGUGGCAACAUCUGAUGGCAUCCUCGUGGACACACAGGGACCUACAAUCAAGGCAUCCAACACAAAAGGCCACACAAUCCCAGAUGUGAAGUCCUGGGGUCUUGUGUUCCAGAAUGAAACCGACAUAGUGGAAGUAACGCCUGAUAUCACUGACCCCUCUGGAGUCAAUGCGAGCCAUGUAUGCUUGGGUUCCUACCCAUAUGAGAACGACAUCCACAAAUGUAGUCCUCAGAACGAAAAGAGCGUCAAGGGACUAUCUCUGAAGCCAGGAUCAUCAGUCUUCAUAACCAUCCAGGCAACGGACAAUGCUGAGAAUAGUGCCACAUGGGAAUCUAUUGCCUUGAUUCCUGAUUCAACUCCCCCCGAACUGGUCAACUUCACAUGUACAAAGGAAAUAUCCAGCAUGAGAUCUGGAAUAGAAUGUGUUUGGGAUGAAGCAAGGGAGCAUGAGAGUCAUAUACAGUCUAUCCGUAUGUGCAUUGGUGUGGCUGAUAAUCCAUGUUCACUGUCUCCUUUUGAAAACGUAACACUCCAAAUGAGGUCAUGGAAAACGGAUAUCUUCAGAGUCAUCAAAGGAAUUCAUGGUGAUAAGAUUUUUGUCACAGCUCACCUUGAAAAUGUCAUGAAGAGGAAGACCGUAUUGACCAGAGAGGUCUUCAUUGACACUACAAUUCCUACAGCCGGUAAUGUCUUGAUUGUUACUGACGACAGGCUACACGCAACCAGGACAAGUAAGCAGUGUCAAGUUCCACAGUCUUUUGUUGAGGUCAUCAUUGCGGGAUUUAAAGAUGCGGACACUGGCAUUGGCAGAUGUGAAGUUGGUCUUGGUCGGCAGCCAGGGUCAACAGAUAUUCAUGGAAUGGUGGAAGCUGAGCAAGAUAAAAUUAUUUUAUUUGGAGGGCUGUCUCUUCAACCUGAAGAUAAAGUUUUUGCAACUGCAAAGUGUUCUGAUAUGGCUGGUCUCUCUGCAUCUGCAACAUCUCAAGCAGUAGUUGUUAGUCCAUCGCCUCACCUGUCAGUUACUGAUGGACCUGAAGAAAAAGACGCCGAAUUCCAGACAGGCCUCACAACGAUAGAAGGACAUUGGCAUUACACUAGUGGUUGUCCUGUUAUUAAGGCAGAGUGGAAGAUUCUGACAGUCAGCUGGGCCGUAUUCCAAGACUUCAUACCAACCUCAAAAUCUCAUGGCACCUUCUACAAUGAUGAACUCAAGCUCACAGCAGGAUUUACCUACAUCAACGUGAUUCGUGUAACGGAUGCCAUAGGAAGAAUUCACGUCGCAUACUCUAAUGGUGUUACUGUUCGCAUACAACCACCACACCCAGGGGCUGUCAGGGAUGGGACUGGGAAAGAUAUAGACUACCAGACCUCUACAGCUGAACUAUCAGCUAACUGGGAUGCUUUCGGUAAAUCAAACAGUAAAGAUGCCAGUCAGCAGAUCGAUCGCUAUGAAGUUGCAAUAGGUGAUGAUGUCAAGAACCCAGCUUCACGGUACAAUGUCCAUUUCUAUGAAACCGCUCACCUGAAUACCUCGUACACAUUCAGACAUCUUAAACUGACAGCGAAAUUGAUAACGUAUUAUGUUACAGUACGUGCAUACAGCAAGGCUGGGAGUUUUGAAGAAGCAUACUCUGAUGGUAUUAAAGUUGGAUUUGAUUUGGACAUAUCUCCUGGGAGCAUUGACUUAAGCAAGUACAGUGAUAGUCGUGAGGAUCUGAAGGUGUCAUGGAGUGGUUUCUACUCCGAUAUUGGACUCACAGAAUACACUGUUGGAAUCAGCAAGGACAAUAUUACUCUCUCGGGUAAUACUACUAACUGUAAGUCACUGAUGACAGCUAUUCCCUCCUACAAUGCAUCCUUCAGAUCUGCGGGACUAGACACUGUAGUGCAUAUGCACAACCUUACACUCCAACAGGGUCAGUCCUAUUAUGUGACAGUGAUUGCCCAUGACAAGGUUGACUCUUGCAUUGGGGUUUCUCAAGGUCCUAUUACCAUUGACACAACUCCGCCUACACAAGGUCAUAUAUCUGUACAAGGAGGUCAGAGUACAAGGGUUGUGUACAUCAGCAGCAGAGACGUGGUGACUUUACACUGGGAUGGCUUUACGGACAGUGAGAGUGGUAUUCAAAGAUACCACUUACAACUGUACUCGGAACAACCUUGCUUGCACCAACAGAAGAAACUUAUCAAACAAAUGGAUGUUUACAAUAUCACACACACCACUCUCUACCGUUUGGAUCUCACUGUUACUCUGAUGUAUACGUUUACAAUAACUGCCAUCAACGGAGCUGGUCUGAAUACGACAGCUGCAACAGUACCUGUCCUCAUUGAUGUCUCAAGGCCACAAGCAGGGACUGUGAAGGUUGGUAGGGACUGGUACACAUCAAGGACCUUCCAAAGUCAACCUGACAAGGUGGUUGUGCAAACAGCACUUGCAAGAGACAAGAGAGCUUCAGAAUGCAAACGGAGUAAGGAAAUAUUCCCUAAAUCUUUAGGCAAAGAACACUGGAAAACCCUUGCCAGGUCGGACAUAUCUCCCUCUUCUGCUCUUAUUGAUGGGUUUGCAAGAGUUGCCCUCACGUAUGAUAAGGGUUUAGAAAAUAUCAUACGUGGUGGUGUGUUCCUUAACGUUGAGGACUCUCUAUCGGAAGGAAACUAUACAUUCAUGUUAUUAAGUGCCAAGGGACAGAACAUCAUCACAUCCUUACAUAUGGAUUUUUCUGACAUUGCAACGUAUCAAACCCCAGUCCUGAAGGAAAUACCAAGACUUGAUGACAACGAUGUACCUGAAGACACCAAUGCAACUUCCAAUGAAACUGAUGAAGUAACUCAGUGUCUAUCAUCACCAGGAGUCGCAGUCUUCUUCUAUGGUUAUGAUGAUGGUACUCAUGCUUGGAAAGGACGUAUCUGUUUAAAGGAUGACAAUAAGGAAACAGAAUCCUGGUUUGACUUACCGGAAGAUCCGUCAGACUACGUUUAUGAAAUCUGCCUCGGAUUCAAGAAGAAUUUAGACAAUGUCAAAACCACAUGGAGGACCACUCUUUUCUUUGAAGGUCAUCGCAAAGCAGAUAUUGAGGGUUACACAUUUUCUGGAAAACCAAGUAUCAUCUACCGUGUACACAAUCUCAAUGAUUACAAGCCUCCUGUACGAGAUCCCCUUCAUCCAUUCUUCGCUCAGGCACUGUUAAGCUAUGUUUCAGUACCUGAUACAACUGAUAAAGAAUGUUUACAUGGCAAACCAUUCUUUGAUGGCGAGAGCGGAAUAAAGGAAAUAUGGAUGGGAGUUGGAUCAAAUGAAUCUUCUGUGGACAAUGUGGUCCCAUUUAAGCUGAAAUCAACAUUUUGUCUUCCUUGUAAUGAUGUAUGUAAAGAAGUGUGUGAUCCCAACUGCACUGUUUCAAAUCUUGACACACUGGAUGUUUUGUCACUUGAACUAAACCAUAUAGCCCUGGAACAUAGUGAAAAACUACCUGAGAAUAAUAACUCCGACGCCUCGAAACUGAUGGAGUAUAAAGCUCCAACAUACUAUAUCAGCGUGAAGGCUGUGAACUUUGCAGAUGAGUCAACAGUUGCGAUUUCAAAUGCUUUCCAAGUUGACAUCACUCCGCCCAAAUUUGAAUACAUGAUGUGUGUUGAUCCUCGACAUUCUCUGGACGAACCGACUACCUUCAUAGGCUCCAAUAACAGCGUUGGGGCAUUCUGGGAAUGCAAUGAAGAUGUCAGUGAGAUAGCUGAAUACACAGUGCAGAUCGGCAGAAAGGAAGGCGGAAACGAUAUUCUGAAUGCGACAUCGGUUGGAUUAAAGAGAAAGGUUGGUUUGACACUGGAGCAUGCGAUCCUGGAUGAUGGCAAAACUUACUACGUCACCGUGACAGCUAUAAAUUCAGCAGGAUCAUCAGCCAAGACGACAUGCAAUGUGACGGUCAUGGUGGGGGCACCUGCUGUUUCUAGCGCCUACACACAGAGUCUCUUUACCUCAGGUUUAACAAAGCAUGGCGUGGCACUGACAUCGUCGCAGCACAAAAUCGGUCUUGAUGUACAUGCUGGACAUGGCACCGUUUACUAUGAAUGGACUAUUGGCACUGAACCUGCAACUGAUGACGUCUUCCCCAUCAUCAAGGUGGCAACAAGAUCAGAAUCCAAAAUUGCUAUCACAGAAGGACAGUUGAUGGUCGAUGGACGAAUCACAAACAUCUCACUGAGUGAUUACAAUACUAACGGCACAGACAAAAAUACCCCCAAAGCAGACGGGUCCUUCCUGAUGCUGGAGCCAGGAAGAUGCUACUACCACAGUCUUCAUGGUGUGGGGCGUUCCCAUGUUUCUGUUCCUGUUUUCACACAACCAGUCUGCAUUAAACGAAAUGGUGACACUCUGGUGGAAUUUGAAGAACACUACAAUGUCGAGAAAACACAUGUGAUAAAUGCUGAACCAACACUGGGCAAUCGCAACAGGUCUCUGUCGCUGUCCGUGAAAGGCUACAAUGGAAGUCUCCUGAUUGGGACCUUAAACACAACCGACCUCUCCCAGAUCUAUGGAAGUGCAGCUUCAGCUGAAUAUGUCCCUUACCUUCAUGAUCCGGAGGAGUCUUUGCAGUCUACGACAAGGCUAUUAUAUGGGAGGCUAAUAAAACCAGUUGGACUGUCAUUCUACAUCUCGCCAGCCAAAGAAGCAUUGGUGGAACCAGUGUUGAACAUCAGUGCUCAUGGAUUUACACCUACAAAUGACAACAGUUCCAUUUCACUGUUGGCGUGGAAUAAAGAUAUACAGCAAUGGGAUUUCACCGACACCUGUUCAAAGAUUUCCCCCACGGACAUCACGAAUGGAAAGCUCUGCCUUUCUGGUCAAAACCAAGUCAUACAAGGAACAGAAUUUAUCAGGAUUACUGAACCUCUGCUGCUGAGUCUGUUUGAAGUGGACAAACAUAUUCACAACACACCACCAGUCGUCACGACGAAGACCGUAACGGCCAUCGAAAACAAACAGCUUACAGAACACAUUGAUGUCCAAGACAAAGAAGAUGAUAUUAUAUCCUUUUCCAUCAAGGCGCAAAGAAAACAUGGCAAUGCUUCCGUUACUACUGAUGGCUACCUUAUCUAUAGUCCAGAGCAGAACUAUUGUGGAAAUGACUCCGUUACAAUUGAAGCGAAAGAACAGAAAGUUCCAAUGCCAUACAGCGUUCUCCAGGAUAUUCAGAUCCAGGUCACCUGCCGUGACGACCCUCCAGAACUAACCUUCAUCACUGCUAAUAAUAAAAUCUACGAUGCAGAUGUAGAAACUAUCUACAUUGAAGCCAAAUCGUCCGCAAAAACAGUCACCAGGCCUCUCCUUGGUACCUUUGUUGUGACUGAUCGUGAUGUGGACAAACUUCGUCUUGUAUAUGAUACAGAGGCAGCAAAGGUGCUGCACAUGCAGCUGGUUGAACUGAGCAAGCCCAGUGACCAUAAGGCGAUGACUGAAUUAAAGUAUAAUGUGUCGCUCGUGAAUUCGCCAAAUGCACGGCACAAAAGCACCAUGAACUUCCGAGCUACAAACAACGUGACCUACAGCAACAUGAUAUCCUUAAACAUAUCUGUCGUGAACUCGACAUGUCAAGGCUCAGCAUGCACUAUAAUCAAGACGCAUACUAUAAAAGAUGCUCAUACUGUAGAAUUCGUAGAACACCAUGACCAUGACAAGAUGUUUGCUCCUCCUGCACAGCUGUUCAGGAAUGAUUUCCUUGGCAAAGGAUCUAUCACGACUACAGGCUUGGAAGGGAGGGACAUAUCUCUGAGCAGAGAGGGGAUCUUCUCGCUCACUUUAGAUACUGUUGACGCCACAGAGGAGCACAUGAUCUUGACACCAACAGGGAAGUUACAGUUAACUGCAAGCGAACCAGUGACUCCUUUCGAACAGGAGAAAAUACUAUCUGACAGACAAUACAGAGGAAGAUUGGUAGAACAACUCGGCCAAUCUGUGUCCAUCAGCGUCAAGCCGCAAGACCUCAAAGCAAUGCAUGUUGACAUAAAAGUGAAAUCAAAUCACGACAGCAACACCAGCAUCAAAGUGUUCUUUAAUGACAGCCAUGGUGUAUGGCACGAGUUACCGGACAUUUGUAACAAACCUAAGACAGUGCUGCUGAGAGAGGACCAGCACAUUGUGCCUAUAUGUCCAGACCUGUUCGGGAAAAUGAAUCUGACCCAAAGCGGAAGCGGUGUCCUGUCGGCAAAACUGGUUUUGCUUGCCAUGAAAAACAAUCUAGUGAACACUCCACCGUUUUUGGAGGACAAUGUGAUGUACAUUCAGGAAGGGCAGAAGCUUCAUCAUCAGAUCAAGGCAAAAGAUGCGGAAGGAGAUGUAUUUACAUUCCACCUGGUAAACACCAACGGUACACACGGCACUGCUCACCUACUUGCCACAGGCGUCCUGGACUACACACCAAGGUCUCACUUUAGUGGUGCUGAUCACAUUGAGGUUGAGCUUGUGGAAGCCACUGUGAAAGGGUUCAAGCCGAAUUCUCAGAGAUACACGCUCACCAUCAUCGUCACUGCAGUGAACGGACCACCAAUCUUGUACUACGUUCCCCCAGACAGUGAUAUGUUCCGAGUAGACAACAAUGACAACGUGGAGCUCGACAUCACAAGACCAAUGCCCUACCAGACAGCAGUUGUUGAUCUCGGCUACGUUGUCGCAGCAUCCUGGACCAACGUAGACGAUAUCGGAUUCGAGCUGACGCCCCUGAACACAACGCUUCAUUUCUUUGAAGUCAAACCAGCAGCGUUACCAGACUCGACAUGGAAAACCCAAUUCUCUGAAAUCAGGGAAAUUCCUCAGAAGAAGGUCUCCAAAAUUACCAUGCACUUCCUGUCAGAGUUCAAGGGGACCCUCAUGUACAGGGUCAAGGUCACGGGCAAGGCUGCAGAAGGUGUACAAGUUGUCCUGAAUGCCAGGGUUUCCUACAAGUUCUGUCAGCCCGACACGGUCUGCGCUGAUCAUGUCAGCGCCACAAAACUUCCUGCCCUCCACGACGAACACCAUGCUUAAAAUCCAUAUUCGGUUGCUUUAGUUUAGCGUUGAUUCUAAAAGUUUGAGUGUAAUUAUUGGGGAAAUUUAUGCGAUGCCUGAAGAAAUAUUAGUGUGCAGGUUGAUAUUGAUCAUUCCAAUGAAUAAACCGGCAGGAACCUGCAUGUGCAAACGUGCAACAGUUUUACCAUAUGUAAUGAUGAGUGAUAAGUAUUCAAAUAUAUCAAGUAGCAUAGUUCUUAUGUACAGAUGAUGUCUCAAUAAAUGUAAAUGUUCAUUGAUAUACAGAAUAUAUUAUCAAGUAAAUAAACAGUGCGAAUAAAAGCUUUGUCUGCAUGUAAAA